GUGACCAGUACACCAAUCAGCACAUCGACCACAGAGACCAGUACACCGACCACAGUGACCAGUACACCGACCAGUACAUCCACCACAGUGACCUGUACACUGACCAGCACAUCGACCACAGAGACCAGUACACCAACAAGCACAUCCAACACAGAGACCAGUACACCGACCACAGUGACCAGUACACUGACCAGCACAUCGACCACAGAGACCAGUACACCGACCAGCACAUCGACCACAGAGACCUGUAUACCAACCACAUCAACCACAUUGACCAGUACACCGACCAGUACAUCAACCACAGAGACCAGUACACCGACCACAUCGACCACAGUGACCAGUACACUGACCAGCACAUCAACCACAGAGACCAGUACACCGACCACAUCGACCACAGUGACCAGUACACCGACCAGCACAUCGACCACAACCAGUACACCGACCAGCACAUCCACCACUGUGACCAGUACACCGACCAGCACAUCCACCACAGAGACCAGUACACCGACCACAUCGACCACAGAGACCAGUACACCGACCAGCACAUCGACCACAGAGACCAGUACACCGACCAGUACAUCGACCACAGUGACCAGUACACCGACCACAUCGACCACAGAGACCAGUACACCGACCAAAUCGACCACAGAGACCAGUACACCGACCACAUCGACCACAGUGACCAGUACACCG
This is a messenger RNA of Hypanus sabinus (Atlantic stingray), 693 nucleotides long. RefSeq lists its product as uncharacterized. The record is from RefSeq and is a predicted model, not a curated record. The annotation marks the transcript as partial. The transcript is spliced from 2 exons. NCBI's taxonomy places the organism in Eukaryota, Metazoa, Chordata, Chondrichthyes, Myliobatiformes, Dasyatidae.